Hippocampus comes (tiger tail seahorse) is the source of this 1648-nucleotide messenger RNA. RefSeq names its product glucosaminyl (N-acetyl) transferase 1. Gene Ontology annotation, cellular component: membrane. The transcript has 6 exons. Bases 89 to 1396 code for a protein of 435 amino acids. NCBI's taxonomy places the organism in Eukaryota, Metazoa, Chordata, Actinopteri, Syngnathiformes, Syngnathidae. Gene Ontology annotation, molecular function: beta-1,3-galactosyl-O-glycosyl-glycoprotein beta-1,6-N-acetylglucosaminyltransferase activity. The record is from RefSeq and is a predicted model, not a curated record.
UAGGAAUCUAGAGGGCCGAGGGAAGCACUUUAAAACGGAGUUCCAGCAGAAGCAAGCACCUCUUGAUCUUGUGAAGGUUCAGCUGACAAUGUGGCUGAGCCAGAUGGGACAGCGCAAUCACUUGUGUCUCAAGCUGGCCGCCCUGCUGGCCACCCUUUGUAUGCUCUCACUAAUCAGUGGGAUUCUCAAGGUGGGCUGGAAUCCCACUCCAGGUAUCCUCGGACGCUACACUUGGCUUGACUAUGAUGAUGAUGACGACAGCCCGGAGAAGGCGUGCAACUGCUCUGCCAUCUUGCGGGGCGAGCGGCAGGCACUGGAGCAGGCCAAGUUGUUGACCCUAACCAAAGACUUCCGCAAGCGCCUCAGUGUCCCUGACCAAUUUUACGUGAACGCCACUAAAGACUGCAGGAAGUUCAAGUCAAGCAGGAAGUAUCUCACAUUCCCCCUGAGCUGGGAGGAGAAGGACUUUCCGCUGGCUUACUCCAUGGUUGUGCAUCACAAGGUUCAGAACUUCGAGCGUCUCCUCCGGGCCAUCUACGCUCCUCAGAACAUCUACUGCAUCCAUGUGGACCUGAAGGCGUCGCCGUCAGUGCUGGCUGCAGUCUCGGCCGUGGCCUCCUGCUUCCCCAAUGUGUUCCUGGCCAGCCGGCGAGAGAGCGUGGUCUACGCCGGCUGGUCCCGGGUCCAGGCCGACCUUAACUGCAUGUCCGAGCUGCUGGGCACAGGCGUGGCGUGGAAGUACUUCAUUAACCUCUGUGGCCAGGACUUUCCCCUUAAGACCAACCUGGAGAUGGUGCGGGCGCUUCGGGCGCUCAAUGGCGCCAACAGCCUGGAGUCGGAGAAGAUGCCCAAGGAAAAGAUGUGGAGGGUUCAGAGGGUUCACCAGGAAGUGGAUGGACGCAUCAAGGGGGUGGGAAAGGUAAAGGAGCCGCCGCCCUUCCAACUGCCCAUCCUGUCAGGGAACGCCUACAUUGUGGUGACUCGGGGCUUCGUCCGUAGUGUUCUAGAGGACCGGCGUGUCCUGGCCCUCAUAGAGUGGGCCAAGGACACAUUUAGCCCCGACGAGUUCCUGUGGGCGACUGUUCAGCGCAUGCCUGGCGUGCCCGGCUCCAUGUGGGCCAGCACCAAGUACGAUGUGAGCGACGUCUACGCCCUGGCUCGGCUGGUCAAGUGGCAACAUCACGAGGGCGAGCGAGCCUCCAUACACGCCGUGUACCCGCCGUGCAACGGCAUCCACGUGAGGGCCAUAUGCGUGUACGGGGUCGGCGACCUGCAGUGGAUGCUGAGGCAGCGGCACCUCUUUGCCAACAAGUUUGACACGAACACGGACCCUGUCGCCAUGUACUAUCUGGAAAAAUACCUGCGACAAAGAGCACUCGCCCAGAUGUCUGGUUGAUUGCAAAUCCUGCUGAAUUUACAGUGAUCUGCAAGAAGACCAAUCGUCACGGCCAGCACAAAUCAUGUUGAUGGUGCACUGGCCUGCAAAUUAACUCAUAUCAGUCUGUGGGGGGGUUUUUGUUUGUUUGUUUUUUAUUGCUACGUAUACCGAAUAAAACAUAGAGACACACUCGACAAGGGAUGAGCAGUCUUUUCUUUAUUUUACAGUACGAAGAUGACGGCAGAAUCCCAAAUAAAAGUGUGGAACGCA